CUAAACACGUUUAUUCCUUAGUUGUACUUUCCAAUCAAAUUUGCAAGGGAGGUUUUCUCGCCAAUAUCAUGGAGAUCCAAAGCACUAUUUCUGACGAAGAAAAGAUGCAAAUGAUGGGAGUGGAAUUAGAACGUUUGUCACAAGAAAAUAAGGAGCUUCAACAAUUUAUUGAUGCAAUGAAUAACAAGUUCAAGCACCUUCAAGCUUAUGUCAACAAGAUAAUGUAUGAAAUGGGAAGUCAUUCUAGUUUACCCUCACCUGAAUUGAUCAAGGAGACUCCCAUCGAACCUCUGAAGGCAAAUACUUCGCAUGUUCUAGUACGAACGGGUGAAUCUAAUCCUUGCUUGAUUGUAAAGGAUGGAUACCAAUGGAAAAAGUAUGGGCAGAAGGUUACUAAAGAUAACUCAUCUCCUCGAGCCUAUUUUCGAUGUUCUAUGGCCCCAAGAUGUCAUGUUAAAACAUCAUGGAGUCAUGUUCAGCGAUGUGCAGAUGACAGCUCGGUUCUUAUGGCAACAUACGAAGGAGAGCACACCCAUCCAUUACCUGGGUCUGAAGAAUUCAAUGGCUCAGCUUCAUCAAGAAAUAGUGAUGGCCAAAGAACAUCCUCGAUGACCCUCGAUCUAAGCUUAUGUGGGUAUAAUAAAGUUGAAAAUAUUGACAACAACAACGUUAGAAGCAAUGAGGAUAUUGUACAACAGUGUGCUAAUCUUCUGACGAGAGAUCCAAACACGAGAGCAGCCUUGGCUGGGGCAGUUGCAAAGUAUAUCCAUGAUCAUCAUCGACCAGAUAGACGCUGAAGGAGAAAGUUCAGUAAUUGUGUUGAUUUCUUUAUUUGUGAAGAAAUGUAAGACAUUGAACAAGCUAACUGGGUCGGUGAGGUUGUACUUUUAUUAGAAAUUUUAUA
Messenger RNA from Asparagus officinalis (garden asparagus), 904 nucleotides. Its product is annotated as probable WRKY transcription factor 40. NCBI's taxonomy places the organism in Eukaryota, Viridiplantae, Streptophyta, Magnoliopsida, Asparagales, Asparagaceae. The record is from RefSeq and is a predicted model, not a curated record. The transcript has 4 exons. Gene Ontology annotation, molecular function: DNA-binding transcription factor activity; sequence-specific DNA binding. Gene Ontology annotation, biological process: regulation of DNA-templated transcription. The coding region runs from base 69 to 797 and encodes 242 amino acids.